AUGUCCGAAGGUUGUUAUACGUUGGUCUACGAGGCCAAUAAGGCCAGUAGUACGUCGGUCAACGACUUCAAGGCGUUAUUAGAAAAGGGUAAGGAUGAGCAGAAGAUCGAUGCCAUGAAGAAGAUCUUGAUCACCAUUCUCAAUGGAGAUUCAAUGCCAGAUUUGUUGAUGCACAUUAUUCGGUUUGUUAUGCCCUCUAAGAAUAAGGAAUUGAAGAAGUUGUUAUACUUUUACUGGGAAGUGUGUCCCAAGUUGGACAAUCAAGGUAAAAUGAGACAUGAAAUGAUUCUUGUUUGUAAUGCCAUACAAAGAGAUUUACAACAUCCUAAUGAAUAUAUAAGGGGGAACACUUUAAGAUUCUUGUGCAAAUUGAAACAACCAGAAUUGUUGGAAACUUUGAUUCCAAAUGUUCAACAGUGUUUGGAUCAUAGAAAUGCUUACGUCAGAAAGAAUGCUGUUUUUGCAUUAUUCAGUAUUUAUCAAGUAUCUGAUCAUUUGAUCCCUGAUGCUGCAGAAAUGAUUCAUAAGUUUUUGGAGCAGGAAACUGAUUCCACUUGCAAGAGAAACGCCUUUAUUUGUUUGGGUGUGUUAGAUAGAGCCUCAGCGGUGGAUUUUAUUAUUCAUUCUGAUAUUCUUUCAUUGGACCCCUUGUUACAAUUAGCAUUCCUUGAAUUCAUUAAGAAAGAUUCUGUUUCAAAUCCUCAUUUGAUUCCAAGUUACGGUGAUUUAAUUGCUGAAAUCAUUGAAAGUACUUCGAGUUCAGUUGUUUAUGAGGCUGCCACCACCUUGACUGCUUUAUCGAGUAGUUCAAAGUCUAUUUUAUUGGCUGGUUCCAAAUUCAUCGAAUUGGCUGUUAAAGAAGCUGAUAACAAUGUCAAGAUUAUUACCUUGGAAAGAAUCAAUGAUCUUCAUAAAAAGAAUCCAGGUGUUCUUCAAUCUUUAUCAUUGGAUAUCUUAAGAAUCCUCUCUUGUCAAGAUAUUGAUGUUCGUAAGAAGGCAUUGAAUGUGACCUUACAAUUGAUCUCCAGUAGAAACGUUGAAGAUGUUGUGAAAUUAUUGAAGAAAGAAUUACAAAGAACUUCAUCUCUGAAUGAAGAUAAGACUGCUGAAUACAGACAAAUAUUAAUCAAUGGUAUUCAUCAAUUGGCUGUAAAGUUUGUUGAGGUGGCCACCAAUGUUAUAGACUUAUUACUCGAAUCAAUGGUCGAUUUAAAUACCACUUCAGCAUAUGAAGUGAUUGUUUUGGUCAAGGAAGUUGUGGAGAAGUUCCCUCAUUUGAGACAACCUAUUAUUUCCAAGCUUGUUGAAGUCUUACCUCUUUUGAAGAGCGGCAAAGUAUUCCGUGGAUCACUUUGGAUUAUUGGUGAAUAUAGCUUGGAAGCAAAGUUGGUUCAAGAAGCAUGGAAAUGUAUUAGAGAAGUCAUUGGUGAAGUUCCAAUUUUAGCCAGUGAAAAGAAGCAUCAUUCAAAUGGUGAAGAAGUAGCAAAUGGUACUAAUGGUUCGACAGAAAAGAAGUCUGGCCCAAUCAUUUUACCUGAUGGAACAUAUGCCACUGAAAAUGCUCUUACCGUUGAAUUGGUUGAUAGUGAAAAUCAAGAUCAAUAUCCCAUUAGAAAGCUUAUUUUGGAAAGUGAUUAUUAUUUGGCAGCUGUUUUAUCUUCAACUUUAGUUAAAUUGGUAUUAAGAUUACAGUCUCUUGGUACUCCUGGUAAGAUAUUGAACCCCUUAAGAGCUGAAGCAUUGUUAAUCAUGGUAUCUAUUCUAAGAGUUGGUGAAUCCAACAUAGUUGAAAAGAAGAUUGAUGAAGAUUCUGCUGAUAGAAUACUUUCCAACAUUAGAUAUUUAACUGAUGAAGAUGAUGCUGAUCUUAUUCUGAAAGGUUUCUUGGAAGAAACUAAGGAAGCGUUUGAAAGUCAAAUCAAAAGAGUUGAAUCUGAAAAGGCUGAAGAAUUAGCUAAACAAUUUCAAAGCAAUGCUGAACAAGCAGACGAUUCUAUUGUGUUUAGACAAUUUACUUCCAAUAAGGCAACUUCAACUAAUGAUGAGGAUGAUGUUAAGUUAGCCACAGGUAGUGCUGUUAAAAGAGAAGAUAUUUCUUUCAAAUUAGAUAAAGUAUUACAAUUGACUGGUUAUUCUGAUCCUAUUUAUGCUGAAGCUUAUAUCAAGGUUCAUCAAUUUGAUAUUGUGUUGGACGUUUUAUUAGUGAAUCAAACCACCAAUACUUUACGGAACUUGUCUGUUGAGUUUGCCGUGCUUGGAGAUUUGAAGGUUGUUGAUAAACCAGCUACUGCCAAUGUUGGACCUCAUGGAUUCCAUAGAUUACAAACCACAAUCAAGGUUUCUUCAGCUGAUACGGGUGUUAUUUUCGGUAACAUUGUAUUUGAUGGACAGCAUUCAGAUGAUUCCACUAUAGUGAUUUUGAACGAUAUUAACGUUGACAUAAUGGACUAUAUCAAGCCUGCUACAUGUACUGAAAGUCAAUUCCGGAAGAUGUGGAAUGAAUUUGAAUGGGAGAACAAGAUAACUGUCAAAUCAGAUAUGCACACCUUGAAGGAAUAUUUGGAUGAACUUAUGAAGGGAACUCAUAUGAAUUGUUUGACCCCUGGAGCCAUCACUGGAGAAGAAUGUAAGUUUUUAUCUGCCAACUUGUAUUCUCGGUCGACAUUUGGGGAAGAUGGGUUGGCCAAUUUGUGUAUUGAAAAGGCCAGUGAUGGACCUAUUGUUGGACAUGUGAGAAUAAGAUCCAAGGGUCAAGGGUUGGCUUUAUCUUUAGGUGAUAAGGUUGCUGCUAUUUCUCGUCGUAAGAAGGGUAUUACCAUUGCACGUGUUUGA
Lizanozyma spartinae is the source of this 2832-nucleotide messenger RNA. It is a transcript of the gene SEC26, whose product is annotated as coatomer subunit beta. Gene Ontology annotation, biological process: intra-Golgi vesicle-mediated transport; intracellular protein transport; endoplasmic reticulum to Golgi vesicle-mediated transport. Lineage: Eukaryota; Fungi; Ascomycota; Pichiomycetes; Serinales; Debaryomycetaceae. Gene Ontology annotation, cellular component: cytoplasm; COPI vesicle coat. The transcript has a single exon. Bases 1 to 2832 code for a protein of 943 amino acids. Gene Ontology annotation, molecular function: structural molecule activity. The record is from RefSeq and is a predicted model, not a curated record.